This is a messenger RNA of Lolium rigidum, 639 nucleotides long. RefSeq lists its product as uncharacterized. Bases 62 to 370 code for a protein of 102 amino acids. The transcript has a single exon. The record is from RefSeq and is a predicted model, not a curated record. NCBI's taxonomy places the organism in Eukaryota, Viridiplantae, Streptophyta, Magnoliopsida, Poales, Poaceae.
CGUUUCCCUCUCCCACUCAUUUCUCUCCUCCGUCUCCCCACUCCGGUUACCUUCUCCGUCAAUGGCCACCGAGGUCCUCCGCCCGCACAACAUCCUGCCGUCGCAGCCCCAGAGGAUCCGGACCGCGCACCGGAAGCCCAGCGCCAGGAAGUCUCCUCCUCCUCCGGCGGCGGCGGCUUCUUCAACAGCCGGCCGCAGAAACCAUGGAAGGCGCCCCGCGGUGGAACUGUACGCCGGUCCGGCCUUCUCCGGGGCGUCCCCCGAGCCAAGCUCCCUGCCGCUCCCGCAGUUCCCGCUCCAGAAGGCCGUGGCGCCCGCCGUCAACGACGCGGCCACGCGCGACCUCAGGCGCUUGCUGCGCCUCGAGUAGGAGCUAGCCAGUGUACAUGCCAGCAUGUGGGAACGAGCUGCCUGUUAGUUUAGUUCUAGCUGCCCUCGUUGGUGAGUGGUGCGGCCGCGCGCGGCAAGGCCUCCGGCCCGGUUUUAUUGUGUGGCCGGCGGUAGGGCGCGCGCAGGCCGUCGGCUCCGGCGACGGCGGUUUGUAGUGAGCGCAGCAGCAGCAGCAUGUGACCAUCGAUCGGCAAGAUUGUAAUUCCACCUAGUUAAUCCCCUUUGUCUCUAGUUAGCACGCAAAUGGCU